This is a messenger RNA of Fusarium falciforme, 1074 nucleotides long. RefSeq lists its product as hypothetical. NCBI's taxonomy places the organism in Eukaryota, Fungi, Ascomycota, Sordariomycetes, Hypocreales, Nectriaceae. Gene Ontology annotation, molecular function: NAD binding; oxidoreductase activity, acting on the CH-OH group of donors, NAD or NADP as acceptor. Bases 1 to 1074 code for a protein of 357 amino acids. The transcript is spliced from 3 exons. The record is from RefSeq and is a predicted model, not a curated record.
AUGUCCAGUCAAGCUGCAGAGCAUGUCAAGAGCCCCGCAAGACUACCCGAUGACACUCACCAUGUCAUUGUGAAGCUGGAAACCAUCCACGUCCCCGCACCUACGAUUGAUCUUUCACCUCUCACUCAUGAGCUCAUAACAUACGAGUACACUCCGCCCAAGGCCAAGGCGCUCAUCGCUGCGAGAAUCCAAGAUGCGAGUAUCGUGACGCUCACAACGGUGCCUAUCAAUGCAGAGACGCUGGGUGAAGCGCCGUACCUGAAAUGCGUGAUAUCCGAGACAACUGGAACCAACCAUAUUGAUCUGGAAGAGUGCAAGAAACGAAAUAUCACCGUCAUGUUCUCGCCACAUGCGGCGACUGAAGCUGUAUCCGAGCACGCCCUUGGACUUUACUUUUCAGUCAGACGCUCUUUUGUCCGUCUCCACAACGCAUUGACCAACCAUUCCCCCAACGCCUGGGCAUUAUCUGGCAGCAUGUCCAACAUAUUGAAAGACACUCAAGGUCAGCCACCCCAUACUUGCGGCAAUGAGACUGUCGGCAUCCUUGGUUUCGGGGCGUUAGGGCAACGGUUAGCCCGUCUUUGUGAAGCCUUGGGAAUGAAGGUUCUCGUCGCUGCAAGAAAAGAAGCCAAAAGUGGUCCUGGCUCCAACUCGGGAGGGAGUCAACGGACGGCCUUUGAUGAGGUUUUGCGUCGGGCUACCGUCCUCUUCAUCACACUUCCCCUCACACCGCAAACCCGAAACACGAUAGGGUUGCAGGAAUUUCAGUGUAUGAGACGCGAUGCGGUGCUGGUAAAUGUUGGUCGCGGAGGCUUGGUGGACGAAAAAGCACUGGUGCAAGCUCUCCGUCAGAGACUCAUUCAUGGAGCAGCGACUGAUGUGUUUGAGCAUGAGCCUGCUGGUAGUGACCAAGACAGUGUUCUACUCAGCGAGGAGGCGAAGGGACUCAACUUGACUCUCACUCCUCAUCUGGCUUGGUGUGCGGACCAGACGACGGUUAAUAUGCAGGAAAUCAUUGUCGAGAACUUGAAAGAGUUUCUUCGGGGAGGACGCAAGAAUGUUGUCUCAGCAUAG